Python bivittatus (Burmese python) is the source of this 2032-nucleotide messenger RNA. NCBI's taxonomy places the organism in Eukaryota, Metazoa, Chordata, Lepidosauria, Squamata, Pythonidae. The record is from RefSeq and is a predicted model, not a curated record.
AUGCCACCCGCAUCUCCCCCAGCGCCCCGUCCCUCAGGAUGUCCCAGCUGUCUUCCACCUUGAAGCGCUACGUAGACUCUCCCCGCUACUCGGACACCUUGCCUUGCAGCAAAGCCUCCACCAGCUAUGGCACCUAUUCCUCCUAUUCUUCCAACCUGUCCUCCUCGUACCCAGACAAAGAGAAGGUCAACUACAAGCCCACCUCUCCUUCCAGCUACUUGGCUUCCACUCACCUGCGGACGUCGGGGGCCACCGCCUCCUCUUCUUCCUUGAACUUCGACGGGGGCGGGCGGCUGCUCCAGCGCCCCGACUCGGGCACCAGGCUGAGCCCCGGUUUCAGCCGGGUCCCUGUGCGGCCCCCCGGGAGCGGAGGCCUGAGCGGGGGGGCCACGAGCUACUCCUUUGGGAGCGGGCCCUCGACCAGCUAUGGCUCCACCCCGCUGGGACGCAAAAAAUCCAGCAGCCAUUCUGACUUGGCCCGGGACCUCUCCACCAUGCACCUGUCCUCGGACCCGUACCCCUCCACCUCCACGCGCAGCCCCUUCAUCGCCCGCACCCGCCAAGAGUUAUGUAGCCUCCAAGGAUUUUACCAGAACACCAGACACUCGGAUUACGUCAAAGACUACCUGGAGUCCUACGGCCGCAAAGGUGGGCGCUCCCUGGCCCCUGGUCUCCACGGCUCCACCCCGGAGGUCAUCACCCCCACCCUGCGCCCCACCAGCCGCUGCUCCGUUCAGCAAUGGGAGCGGGCCGACAGCCAGACAGACGUCCUGAGCAAGGAGGCUCCGAAUUCGAAAACGGUACAGGGUCUGACUGGUCUCCGAAACCUCGGUAACACCUGUUUUAUGAACUCAAUCCUGCAGUGCCUGAGUAACACCAAAGAGCUGCGAGAUUACUGCCUGCAGAGCCAGUACGUCCGUGAUCUCAACAAUAACAGCCGUAUGCAGACCGCUCUGAUGGCAGAGUUCGCCAAGCUCAUCCAAGCAUUGUGGACCUCGCCUCCCAACGAAUCCGUGAGUCCUUCCGAAUUCAAGAUGCAGAUUCAACGAUACGCUCCCCGCUUUGUGGGCUACAACCAGCAGGACGCCCAGGAGUUCCUGCGCUUCCUUCUCGAUGGGCUCCACAGCGAGGUGAACCGAGUCCUGGUGCGCCCGAAGGGCAGCAGUGACAACCUGGACCAUCUCCCGGAUGAUGAGAAGGGGAGGCAAAUGUGGAUGAAAUACCUAGCGAGAGAAGACAGCCGGAUUGGGGAUCUCUUUGUUGGGCAACUGAAAAGCUCUUUGACUUGCAGUGCAUGCGGCUACUGUUCCACCGCCUUUGAUCCCUUCUGGGACCUGUCCCUGCCCAUUGCCAAGAAAAGCUACGGUGAGGUGAAUCUGAUUGACUGUAUGCGACUCUUCACCAAGGAAGACGUCCUGGAUGGAGACGAGAAACCCACGUGCUGCCGCUGCAAAGCUAGGACGAAAUGUAUGAAGAAAUUCAGCAUCCAGCGGUUCCCCAAGAUCCUGGUGUUACACCUGAAACGUUUCUCCGAAGCGAGGAUGCGAUCCAGCAAACUCACCACCUUCGUAAAUUUCCCGCUCAAGGAUCUGGAUCUCCGGGAAUUUGCUUCCCAGAGUUGCAAUCAUGCAAUUUACAACCUGUACGCCAUCUCCAAUCACAGUGGGACCACGAUGGGUGGCCAUUACACAGCCUACUGUAAGAGUCCGGUCUCUGGAGAAUGGCACGCCUUCAACGACUCACGCGUCACGCCGCUCUCCUUGAGCCACCUCCGCAGCAGCGACGCCUAUCUCCUUUUCUAUGAGCUGGCCAGCCCGUCUUCGCGAAUGUAGCUGCCAUGUCACGCCCCCCACGCACGCCCCUACGAAGAGGAAAACCCACGAGAUCCUGGAGGAAGGACGAGAGCCAAGCACCAGCUCAGAAACGCACGGGGCGGGGGGGCGGAGACCCAGGACAAUGGUGAUUGGAGGGGUUUUUCUAAACUGGGUUUUUUUUCCUUUUUUCCUAAAAAACAAGCAAAAGCAAAAAAAAA